AUGUCUUCGGAAAUGGAGGCAGCCCCCGUGCUGUCGACCCCCGAUGAUCGCAUUCUUGAAGAAACUACGCCCGUGGCUACCUCCGAUGCGACGCACCCGCGCCCCGACGAGGAACUCUCUAUUACCUAUGAUAUCGAGCGCACUCUGAAAGAGAUCCGUCAGGCGCGGUACAAGCGCAUUGCCCUCCAGUUCCCCGAUGACAUGCUCCCCGAUGCUCCCCGAGUCUUCCAAUUGCUGAGUCGUGGGCUCAAUUCGGAUGAAGUUGCCAGUGCCAGUGGUACAUCUACAACCCAGACAAAUGGUGGCGCGGACGAUACGGACGGAAACAUCGCGCAGUCUGUGUCUCAGCUUUCGGUGGAAGAGAAGGAGAAGUGGCCUCCAAAGUUGUAUAUUCUGGCGGACACUUCGUACGGCCUUUGCUGUGUGGACGAAGUGGCUGCGGAGCAUGUGGACGCAGAUGUCGUGGUGCACUAUGGACGAUCGUGUCUUUCUCCUACGGCGCGAUUGCCCGUUAUCUACGUCUUUACCAACAAGCCUCUGCCCAUUGACCCUCUUGUUCAAGCCUUCAAGGCGACCUACCCUGACCCGGCAACCAAAGUCAUCAUUGCGGCCGACGUCACCUAUUCCGAACAUGUUCCGACGGUAUACAAGCGCCUGGUGGAGGAUGGAUACACCGAGCUCUUUGCUACAGAGAUCAUGCAUGAGCCAUCAUCGGCCAUUCCGAACCGCACAGUCCCAGACUCCGUCCGCGAGGCGCCCGAAACACUGUCGGAAUGGCAGCUGUUCCACAUCUCCGAUCCGCCAACCGCCCUUCUCCUGACCCUUGCUUCGCGCGUUGCCGCCAUCCAUAUAUAUCCCACGAAUCACCCAAGCAACGACAACGUUAAACCUCUGCCGGCCUCCACUGCCGCUGCAUUGCGUCGGCGCUAUGCCAUUCUUACAUCCCUGACUACGGUACCAAUCUGGGGCAUCUUGAUCAACACCCUCAGUGUGAAGAACUAUCUGCACAUCGUGAACCAUGUCAAGGAACAGAUCGCUGCGGCAGGCAAGAAGAGCUACAUGUUUGUGGUGGGUAAGCUAAACGCAGCCAAGGUGGCCAACUUCAGUGAGAUUGGUGGCUGGGUGGUCAUUGGCUGCUGGGAGAGCUCGCUGGUGGAUAGCAAGGAAUUCUGGAAGCCCGUCAUUACUCCGUUCGAGUUGGAGAUGGCUCUGAAGGGCGAUGCGGAGCGGGUGUGGACUGGCUCGUGGCAGAGCGACUUCCAGUCUAUUCUCGACAAGCCCGCAGAGGAAGCGACGGCUAACGGCGGGACCAAUGCGGACGCAGACGAGGAUGAUGAUGAUAUGUCGGAACCCGAAAGCGCACCGCCCGAGUUUGAUCUGCGCACCGGUCGCUACGUCUCGCAUUCCCGGCCGAUGCGUGAUCCCGCACCGCGCGCUUCUGCCCAGAUCGAUGGGUCUAAUGGCCCUUCUGCCGCUAGGGCUCUGGCCAGACGGGCCAAGGGUGACUUAGCGACGAUUGGCGGCGCGGUAUCGCCAGGAGCAGAGUACCUGCGGUCCCAGCGCACAUGGAAGGGGUUGGGCAGCGACUUCGAUAUUCGAUACGACGAGGAGGACCCGGACAGCACGCUGGUCAAGGAAGGGCGCAAGGGCAUCGCUAGGGGGUACACCGUGGGCGAGGGAGACAAGCACUAG
This is a messenger RNA of Penicillium cinerascens, 1692 nucleotides long. Its product is annotated as 2-(3-amino-3-carboxypropyl)histidine synthase subunit 1/2. Lineage: Eukaryota; Fungi; Ascomycota; Eurotiomycetes; Eurotiales; Aspergillaceae. The transcript has a single exon. Gene Ontology annotation, molecular function: 2-(3-amino-3-carboxypropyl)histidine synthase activity. The coding region runs from base 1 to 1692 and encodes 563 amino acids. The record is from RefSeq and is a predicted model, not a curated record. Gene Ontology annotation, biological process: protein histidyl modification to diphthamide.